Messenger RNA from Exophiala xenobiotica, 2275 nucleotides. RefSeq lists its product as uncharacterized. Bases 149 to 2275 code for a protein of 708 amino acids. The record is from RefSeq and is a predicted model, not a curated record. NCBI's taxonomy places the organism in Eukaryota, Fungi, Ascomycota, Eurotiomycetes, Chaetothyriales, Herpotrichiellaceae. The transcript has a single exon.
GCCUGGUCAGGCUGAGUGAGGUUGCAAGCUGUCCUAACCUCUCGCAAUCUGUUUCAUCACCCCUACUGACAUUUUCUGAGAAAUCGAAUGAAAUUCAUCACCACUGGAACCCUUCCGUGCCAUCCGGAAUAGCCACAAAUGCACGUUGAUGGCACUGGAGAGCCGCAUUCGCAAUGUCGUUUCCCGCGAUGCUCGGAGGAAGGCAUCGGGAUCACCUUGCUGUCGAGUUUGCCAGACUUCUCGGAAGCAGCAGCAGGUGAAAUUCCAGCUCCACACCCAAGCUGCAAUUGCGGGCUGCUCAUGGUGUGCAACAAUAGUUGACGGUCUAAGGUCGCUUGCGCGGAAGCAUUCUUCAGUCUUGUCUUUGCCAGACGGCUGGGAAGACCAGGCACUGGUUCAACUGUGUGUCUUUGAAAGGGGGAGCUGGCCAUUGAGCCAUGUCGCCUGCUCACCGUCUAAAGGGUGUGAAAACUGGAGGUUUGCGGCUCAAUUUUACGUGGACGAAGGUGCAGCACAACCAAACCUUGAGCUGAGGACGCGACGCCACUUGACUGCCAUCGAUUUGCCUUAUGCCCCCUUGGAAUUCGUGGCCGGCACGCUACAAAAUUGUGCUCGCCAUCAUCAGUCCUGCAAGGUCCGAAUCCAAACAACACUGCCAAAGCGCUUGAUUGAGGUCACGUCGGUUCCAGAGCAAGAUGAUACAGUCAGGCUAAUCGACGAAGCCGCAUCUGUCCUCCCAUCAGAGAGCCAGUACGCUGCUCUGUCCUACUGUUGGGGCCAGGCUACAGAUGUGAAAUCGGCAAUGUUGAGCAUGACUCAGACAACUCUGUCUGAGUUCACUGAGGGCUUUCCGCUAUCCAAAUUGCCAUCUGUCUUCCAUGACGCCGUGAUAGCUACCCGUCUGCUCAAAAUCAGAUACCUCUGGAUCGACGCUCUUUGCAUCGCACAAGGAGAUCCUGACGAAUGGAGGAGGGAGUCCAUGAAAAUGAGAGAUGUCUACUCUUCUGCGUACGUCACGAUCGUGGCCGCUUCUUCCCCUUCGUGCGACGAGUCGUUCCUCGCUAUGCCGGACAGAUCUUUCAUCGAGGGUAUCAAGCUAGGUCGCGACCCUGAGAGUAUGAACCGUGAUGUUUUUGUGCGUCUGAGAACCAGCCGCCCACUUAGCGGGUUCCAAAUAUCCAAUGACCUUAUGAGUUGCCCGGUCGACGAUAGAGGUUGGGUAUUACAAGAGAUCUUAUUGAGCAGGAGAAUCCUCGAGUUUGGACAUCAUUGUCUGGCGUAUUCGUGUCUGGAGUCCUCCACGUGUGAAUGUGGUGAAUGCAAUCGUUCCACCAUGAAGUUACGGGAAGUCUUCACCAGCCAGGUUAAGGAGACUCAGCCCGCCCCGGUGUGGCACGGGCUUGUCCAAAACUACACCGGACGUCAGCUCACUGUCGCAAGGGACAAGCUACCUGCAAUUGCCGGCCUAGCUGCUUACCUCAAAUCGAGUGGUGCCCCUGAUAAUGCCUACAUUGCAGGGUUGUGGAAAGACAACUUCGUGUCAGAUAUGGCCUGGUAUCGAUGCAGCGCCCCUUUCGUGAAGCGGCACGCGUCGCGCAUGCGGACUGAUGGUCCAUCUUGGUCGUGGGUAUCUGUAGACAGCAAGGUCGAAUUUUGGCGCCACGGUGAAAAUGAUAUGGCUCAUACCAAAUUGGUGGACUGCAAAUGCGACUAUGGUACAGGCGGAGAAUUCGGGCUCCCAGAGUCGGUAGUGGUUACUCUGGAAGGACCGACAUGCCCUUUUCGUCUCUUCUGGGAUUCUCCCCAUCAUACAGUCCAAGCCGUGGCGCAGGGGGGCUUUUCCAGAGGUCUCCUCUGGAAUCGUCGACAUCCUACGGUCAAUACCAUUGGGCAAGGUGACUUUUUUAGAAAUUUCCAUAAUUCGACUGAUCGCUGGUGCUUGGAUCACCCUCUGGAAGUUGCCUUGCUUCCUGAUGGCACUGGGAGAACAGUUCGCCCGAAUUCUGAGGCGGCGGCCUUUGAAACUCAUGAGCUCGAUGCCUUGGUCGACUUGUUGCUUCUGCUUGUGGAGGAGCGAGGCCAGUACAUGCGUGCUUUUUUCCUGAUUCUAGCCAAGUCAGACACACAUGAGCAACGCUACAUCAGAAUCGGCGCAUUCUGGCAGGUGCUUGAUUAUCGGCGGCAAGGAUUCAUGGAUAUGAGAAGCCGUUACCGUCAAAGACGCUGUGAUCAUUGGUUUACGUCUUUGGAGACCAAGCAAUUUGUUUUGGUGUGA